Messenger RNA from Sphaerodactylus townsendi, 3369 nucleotides. It is a transcript of the gene PLA2G4A, whose product is annotated as phospholipase A2 group IVA. Gene Ontology annotation, cellular component: nucleus; endoplasmic reticulum; cytosol. NCBI's taxonomy places the organism in Eukaryota, Metazoa, Chordata, Lepidosauria, Squamata, Sphaerodactylidae. Gene Ontology annotation, molecular function: calcium ion binding; calcium-dependent phospholipid binding. Gene Ontology annotation, biological process: glycerophospholipid catabolic process. The coding region runs from base 231 to 2474 and encodes 747 amino acids. The record is from RefSeq and is a predicted model, not a curated record. The transcript has 18 exons.
UCGGAAAGUGCGAGUGAGACCUCUUCCAAGCCGCGCAGCCAGCGGGGGUGGGUGGAUGGGAAAGCCUUUCCGAAGUGCCGAGCGAGAGAUGCGCCAGCUGCUGGGGAUCGCGUGCAGCGCGGGAGAAACCUGCUAAGAAGAACGCUAGUCAGACUGUCCAUUCUGAAAAAACAUUGCAGCAGCUGAUCUUUUCAUUUACCACCUGACCAGGAUCAGUCACUGGAACCAGAAUGUCCUCUAUAGAUCCUUAUCAACACAUUACGGUGGAACACCAAUAUUCACACAAAUUCACUGUGACUGUAAAGCAAGCCAAGAAUGUGACCAAGGGUGUUCUCGGAGAUAUGCUUGAUACACCUGACCCAUAUGUGGAGCUGUUCAUCCCGACAGCCCCCAACAGCAGAAAGAGAACAAAACACAUCAAUAACAACGUGAAUCCAGAGUGGAAUGAGACCUUUGAGUUCAUAUUGGAUCCUAACCAGGAAAAUGUUCUUGAGAUCACUCUUAUGGAUGCCAAUUAUGUGAUGGAUGAGACUGUUGGUUCAGCAACCUUUCACAUUUCAGCACUGAAAGUUGGAGAAAAGAAAGAAGUUCCAUUCAUCAUCAAUAAAGUCACAGAAAUUGCAUUGGAGAUAUCUCUUGAAGUUUGCUCUUCGACAGACCUCCGCUUCAGUAUGGCCCUGUGUGAUGAAGAGAAAGCUUUCCGACAUCAACGGAAGAUGAGAAUAAUGCAGCAUUUGAACAGUUUCCUGGGAUCUUCAAAGGCCAACCACUUGACCUCUGUUCGUGAUGUCCCGGUGAUUGCUAUAUUGGGGUCUGGUGGUGGAUUCCGUGCCAUGGUGGGGUUCGCUGGUGUGAUGAAAGCACUGUAUGAAUCUGGAAUUUUAGACUGUGCAACGUAUAUUGCUGGCUUGUCUGGAUCUACAUGGUACUUGUCAACAUUAUACUCUCACCCGGAUUUCCCAGUGAAAGGACCAAAGGAGAUAAAUGAGGAAUUGAUGAGCAAUGUCAGUCACAACCCGUUAAAGCUGCUUACACCUCAGAAAGUCAAGCGAUACAUUGAAGCCUUAUGGAAAAAGAAGAGUUCUGGCCAGCCUGUUACAAUUACAGAUAUCUUUGGAAUGUUGAUAGGAGAAACGCUAAUCCACAAUAGGAUGGACACUACUCUGAGUUCUAUGAAAGAAAAGGUCAAUAAGGCACAGUCUGCUCUGCCCCUCUUUACAUGCCUCCAUGUUAAACCUGAUGUAUCAGAACUGAUGUUUGCUGAUUGGGUGGAAUUCAGUCCCUAUGAAAUUGGGAUGGCUAAAUACGGCACCUUCAUGCCUCCCAAUUUGUUUGGCAGCAGAUUUUUUAUGGGAACUGAAGUGAAAAGAUACACAGAGAACCCCUUGCAUUUCUUAAUGGGUAUCUGGGGAAGUGCAUUUGCUAUACUAUUCAACAGAGUCCUUGGAGUUUCCAAUUCCCAAAAUAAAGGGCCGACAAUGGAAGAAGAACUAGAAAACAUCAGACUGAGGCAUAUAGUGAGCAAUGAUUCAGACAGCGAUGAUGAGUCACAAGGUCCAAAAGGCUCGGAAAAUCCUAAUGCUGAAAACGAGCAUCAGCGCAGCAGCCAGGAAAGCUGGGUCCAGAGAAUGUUUAUGGCCCUUGUGGGGGACAGCGCCCUCUUCAACACCAGAGAAGGGCGAGCGGGCAAAGUGCACAAUUUCAUGCUAGGCUUGAAUCUUAACACAUGCUAUCCAUUUUCCCCUCUGACUGGCUUCACUACUCAGGAAUCCCUAGAGGAAGAUGAACUGGAUACUGCUGUGGCAGAUCCUGAUGAAUUUGAUAGGAUAUACGAGCCAUUAGAUGUCCAGAGCAAGAAGAUACAUGUUGUAGAUAGUGGACUCACUUUCAACUUGCCCUACCCACUUAUCUUGCGACCACAAAGAGGAGUUGACCUUAUCAUCUCAUUUGAUUUUUCUGCACGUCCCAGUGAUUCCAGUCCUCCUUUCAAGGAAAUUUUACUUGCUGAAAAAUGGGCCAAAAUGAACAAACUUCCUUUCCCCAAAAUUGACCCACAUGUGUUUGAUCGUGAGGGAUUAAAGGAGUGCUACAUCUUCAAACCCAAGAAUACUGCAUCGGACAUCGAUUGUCCAACAAUUAUCCACUUUGUUUUGGCUAAUAUAAAUUUCAGAAAGUUCAAAGCACCAGGUGUUCCUAGAGAUACCCAGGAAGAAAAGGAUUUUGCUGACUUUGAUAUUUUUGAUGACCCCGAUACACCAUUCUCCACCUUCAACUUCCAGUAUUCGAAUGAGGCUUUCAAGAGACUGCAUGACUUGAUGGAAUUUAAUACUCUAAACAACUUAGAUAUAAUCAAGGAAGCAAUAGCAGACAGCAUUGAAUACCGGAGGCUGAACCCAUCCCGUUGUUCCGUGUCCCUCAGCAGUGUGGAGGCAAGGCGAUACUUCAACAAGCCCCAAAACAAUAACCAUUCCUAGGGUCAAUUCACUGCAGCCUUCUUUGCCUUGAAGCAGAAGGAUCUGGAUUCGUCACAUGGACAUUAUUGUGAGAAAAUAAACAUUGUUUGAGAAUGAAAUGCUGCAAAACAGAGGAAGAUGGAUACAUCAGGAGUUUCUUUCCUGCCUUUUCAAUAUACAUAAGUUUUUAAUACAGCAAUAUGGCAAUUCUCUGGUUUUAAGCAAUAUGAAAACAUAUAUUUUUAAAGUUCCAUUUAUUUCAUGAACAGUUUAUUUCUGCAACAAUUUUUUUCAUGUGACAUUUCUGUUUUGUAUUUGUGAAACUAUAACAUUGGACUAUAAUUUCAGAGUGGAAAAAAGCAUGUCUCUCCAAAUAAUUCAAUGUGGACAGGAACUACAGUAAACCAACUUCUUACUAUUUCGAUGUAUGUCACAAUAACUUUAUUCCUUAGACUGAAACAUCAUAAUAUUAAGCAAAGUUUUGUUUGACUGAGACUACAUUCACAAUUAUACAACUAUACACAGUUCUUUUAUUCUUUCUGAACAUUGCCCUAUCUUCUUGAACUUGACAAUGUGUACUUAUUGAAAUGCUGUUGGAUUCCAGUGCUAAGCAUGUUUAUUUGAUGUAAUUUCCAUUGAACAGGAUACAUUUCCAAAUAUACAUAUAAAGUGUCGGCUGUUAGGAUCUUAUAUACCGUACAUACUCGCGUAUAAGCCAAUUUUUUCAGCCUUUUUUUAGCUGCAGCAUUGCCCUUUUAAGAAAACCAUAGACAAGCUGCCUCGAGCGGCAGAUUCCCUGUAGACUUAGAGCUUGCAAGAAAGAAAGCCGGCAGCUUCCCUGAAACAACGCCUUAAACUUUGAGCCUGUAAGAAAGAAAGUGUGAGUUAGUGAGGGGGAGGAGGCAUUCUCUGCUUC